UUACUCUGGUAUAUUAAAUAAAAAAUAUCUUGUAAAGCAAGUAGAAAAAUAUGUAAAGCAAGGAUUUGAAUUAAAUUAUAAAGUUUUAGUAAAGUGUCUUGGUUUAUUUCAUAGUCCUGACUAUGUUCAA
Molecule: messenger RNA, 130 nt
Organism: Scutellospora calospora
Lineage: Eukaryota; Fungi; Glomeromycota; Glomeromycetes; Diversisporales; Gigasporaceae
Source: the annotation of a GenBank genome assembly